AUGGUCGUCGUCCAAAACGAUCAGGCACUGGUCGAGCUGCCCAGCUCCCUGGUCGACCGCGCAGCGCCGCCUCACAAUCCUCUGCUGGAGCAACCAAACCCGUAUGCCAAGCUCGGCCAACCAGACUCCAUCGUGGCAGAGCCUCCUGCCAUCGAGAUCGGCAUUGAGGGAAGAGCGGCCGGCUCUGCCAAGCUGAGGCUCAUCAAUGCAUCGGGAAAGCCAGCGCGCAUGACCAUCCAUGCUCCCUCCACGCCGCACUUCAAGCUCAAGCUCCGCAAGCGUGGCCUCGUGAUGCCCGGCAUGGCAGAGGAGGUGCUCGUUCUCUUCACUGCCUCCGACUCAGAACCCCGACAUUACCACGACCAGAUUCGGGUGCAAGCCGAGACGGGAGAGCUAUUGAUCCCACUUGCGGCCUUUCCGACGGCCUCGCCCACCGACCUGGGCAUUCCGUCUCUGAUCGACCUUGGGCCUGUCACGCUCGGAUCGCACGUGAGCCACUCGGUGCCGUUGCAGUCACCAGCCAGCGUUGGGUUUGAGAUCAGCAUCCUGCGUAGAGGCUUCGUUGGGACCGAGCUCAAUGUCGAGCCACUGACCGGCACCAUAUCGGCGGGCGGAACAGCUUUCACAAUCGUCUAUUCGCCUGUGCGGCUCGCCACGGCACGCAUGCUGAUAGAGCUGCGCCUCUCGCAGCCAGGCUUCACUGCUCGACGGAUCGAGGUGGUUGGCUCUUGCGCACCGGGCCAUGUUCGCCAGGAGCACUUGCCGACGCUCUCUUCGCUCGCCUCGCUCGCGUCUGCCGGCUCGGAGCGCGGCGGAAAGCACGCCCAAGCGCUGCCACAGGUGCUCAGCUCGAGCUCAGCUUUUGAGGAUGCCCUCGAGUCGGAGCCGCCCACCCUGACGGCCUCAAUUAGAUCCGUCCUGCUUGCUCGGCCGACGCCCUCCUCCGUCGCUGCGGCAGCUGCGGUGACAGACCACCGAGGAAGGAUUGGAGGGGAUGGAGGCGGCGGAGAUUCGGUGUCUCGCGCCAUGGCAGCCUCGCGUCGCGAGACGGUGGGAAGGCGGAACAUUCCGGUCAAGUACCCGGUCGACAGCGAGAUGAUGCGAAUCCACGCGCUUAAGGAGACGCACAUCGACGGCUACAGUAUCCCCAGAGACCUCGACUGCCAGAUCCGCGUGAACGCGCUCCUCAACCGGCAGCGCGGCAAGUUGCCUGUCGCAGAGCUGCGCAGCGCCAUCACGCAGCAAAAGCUGCAGGCGGAGCGCGACAGGGAAGCAGUCGAGAAGGUGGCUGCAUCCUCUCUCGAAUCGCUACUGCAGCGCUCACUCGCCGAGAAGGCCGAGGCCGCGUUCACGCUAUUCGAGGAAGUCGACGUUGAUGGCUUGGGGCGGAUUGACGCCGCUCAGUUCUCCCUCGCGCUGCCUCUGCUUCGGGUUCCAGGGGCGUGCGAGGCGGACAUGCAUGCGCUAUUUGCGACAAUCACGGACGGCGCAGAGACGCUGGACUACGAGAAGGUGAAGAAGCCACAGCGCAGGCUGCAGCAGGCCUCGGUUCAGAUCGGCGCCUCUGCCGACGCUUCCGCCCCGGCGGGGGAGUUGGACCUGGCGCUGCAGCCGGCGGAACGGAGCCGUCAGGUCAAAGAGAUGCUCUUCCUCCGGCAGAUGACCGAUCUGGAGAACUUUGAGAAGGCGAAGGAGAUCAAGGCGCUCGUAGCCAGGGGCGCCGAGCCCUGCCCGACGGCCACCAUUGAGGCGACGCGCACCGCGCGCGAAGCCUUCUACGUGAGCGAGGAUCGGGAGAGACGGCGCCGUGGGCGCGAGCGCAGAGAGGCGGAGCUCGGCGAGAAGGGGCGCGCCACGAUCUCGGACAGCGUCGUGGCGGCGGCAAAGGGUGCACAGCCGACGUUUGACAUCUACUCGAACGACUCCUUUGCCUUGCGUGAGCAGGCACUCGCGAUCUUCAAGAAGGGAGUCCGGACGGCGCUCCUUCAAAGACGCGCCGCCGACCGGCUGCAUUGCUUCAGCGCGUCCCUUGAAGAGGCCGGUCUUUCCCUCAAGGAUUGCCGCAGCUUGGUCUCCUCACGAGCGCCCACAGCGAGAGCUGAUGCUGGUCGCUUUGGCGCACCGGUCCCCACACCAACCCUCUCGCUGUCGGGAAUCGAACCUUUCGCCUUCCCGACGGCGGACACGGUGUCGAAUCGUGAUCGCGAUGCGCCUCUCGACGUUGCCGUGUUGCCGCUCGAACCGGCGCAGACGUUCCGUCGGUUCGCAUUGCGCGUGCCACGCCGAUACAAGGAGAUGGGGUACAUGGAGCAGCUUUUCACCGCUCCCGGCGAUGCCACGCCCAGCCCUCUUGCGACGCAAGAGAUGCGGGUGGGAGCGGCGUUCGAGGCGAGCACGCCGCAGCCCACGGGGGACCGGAAGGCUUUUUAUCUGGAGCCGAUGCCGCCGUCCCUUCUCACUGUGAGACACACCUCCACUCCAGGGGCUGGAGGGGACGGCCAAGCGAGUGCGACCGCCGGGACAGAGAGCAAACUUUGGCGGAGCAAGCCACCGCCAAGGGUCUACACGCCGCCGCCGCCGCACGCAGAGACGGAUGUGGAGUUUCACCUGCGUGCAAGGCCAGUACCCGCAAAUGAGGCGUGGUUGCACGAGCCGAUUGGACUCUCCUCUAGCCGCACGCUGCUCUUGCAGGAGACCAUCAGCUCUCGCUGUUCACCGCGGAGGGGGAUGUGGGCCGAAGCGGCAGCGCCUCUCCCGAAGCUCUUGAGCGGAGCCAGCAAGCAGGAUCUCGACCACGAACUGUCCGACGACGAGUCGGACACGGAUAUUGAGCUCCAGGCGCCGACAGAGGAGCGGCUGCGGCAAAUCUUUGAGCUGCCUGAUGCCGAGGGUGAGGGGCCGGCCGAUGCAGACCCUGGCGCCACUCCCGCUGCUGAGGUGGCUCCGAGCUCAUUCGCCGCAUUGGCUGAGGCGGCCGAGGCGGUGCUCGUCAGCCCAGAACGCAUCAUGCCCGUCGACCAUGGCUCUGAGCUCGCCCGCGCGGAGGCCGCAUUGCAAGCGGACCUGGCAGCAGCCCAGAAGGCAGAACGGAGAAAGCUGGGCGAGGCGCUGGACGCCUUGAACACGCACAUCGAGGACCCUAGGUAUCAUCUCGCGUGUCGGAUCUGA
Messenger RNA from Emiliania huxleyi CCMP1516, 3168 nucleotides. RefSeq lists its product as hypothetical. Lineage: Eukaryota; Haptophyta; Isochrysidales; Noelaerhabdaceae. The record is from RefSeq and is a predicted model, not a curated record. Gene Ontology annotation, molecular function: calcium ion binding. The transcript has a single exon. Gene Ontology annotation, cellular component: cilium. Gene Ontology annotation, biological process: cilium movement; cilium assembly. The coding region runs from base 1 to 3168 and encodes 1055 amino acids.